GGGUACCACUGUUUCACUUUGGAGUCUAUUUUCUAUACUGCAAGUAGACUAUGUAAGUCCAACAGUGGUUAAAAGGCAGAGUCAUCAAAGCUUUAAUUUAAUGAGUUAAAAUACAAACAAAUUCAACACUUCUUGAUAACUCCGAUCCCUAUACCUAUACACCUUUAACAGUCCGCAGCUAUCUCUCACUUAGAGAUACAGAGAUUGCACUAAUGAAUCAUCUAAUUGCUGUUUUCGUAGCACUUCUUUGCAUCUGUCUCUUGAAAUUUGUAUAUUCAAUCCUAUGGAUCCCUUGGAGAAUCCAAACCCAUUUCAGAAAGCAAGGAGUAACAGGCCCUGGGUACCGUCCAAUCCUUGGAAACUCAGUUGAGAUCCGCCGUCUGUUUGAAGAAGCUAAGUCCAAGCCAGCUCCACUUCACCACCACGAUGUCCUUCACCGUGUGGCUCCGUUCUACCACAGGUGGUCCAACAUGUAUGGUAAGCCGUUUUUGUAUUGGUUCGGGUCAAAACCGAGGCUGGCAAUUUCCGACCUGGAUGUGAUCAAGGAGGUUGCUAUGAACACGGGCGGGUCAUUUGGUAAGAUCGAGUUUAACCCCAUGUCCAAGAUGCUCUUCGGACAAGGACUUGUUGGGUUGGAAGGGGAAGAAUGGGCCUUUCACAGGAGGAUUGCAAACCAGGCCUUUACUAUGGAAAGAGUUAAGGGUUGGGUACCAGAAAUUGUGGCUGCAACAACGAAAAUGCUGGAGAAGUGGGAGGAAAAAAGAAUGGAGAGAGAUGAAUUCGAAUUGGAAGUGAAUAAAGAACUUCAUGAACUCUCAGCUGAUGUUAUAUCCAGAACAGCAUUUGGAAGCAGCUUUGAAGAAGGAAAACGUAUCUUUAUGUUACAAGAACGGCAGAUGAAGUUUUUCUCAAUGGCUAUAAGAAGUGUCUAUAUCCCAGGGUUCAGGUUUGUACCUACUAAGAAUAAUAGAGAGAGGUGGAGACUAGAGAAGGAAACUCGUGAAUCUGUACGAGCACUGAUCCGGGCUAACAGCAAUGAAAGGGAAAAUUCUUCAAGUCUACUUGGUCUUUUGAUGUCUUCAUAUAAGAAUCAGAAUGGUCAAGAAGAAAGGUUAGGAGAGGAAGAAAUUAUAGAUGAGUGCAAGACAUUUUACUUUGCAGGAAAGGAAACAGUUGCUAAUGCUUUAUCAUGGGCACUUCUUCUUUUGGCAUUGAAUCCGGAAUGGCAAGACAAGGCAAGAGAAGAAGUGAUUUGCAUCUGCGGAAACAAUAAGCCUCCAGUUGCAGAGAAUUUGAAUGACUUGAAGAUCGUAAGCAUGAUAAUCAAUGAAACACUUCGACUCUACCCUCCAGCAGUGAUGUUGAUGAGGCGAGUAUGCAAGGAUGUUAAGCUAGGAAAGCUAAACGUUCCUGCCCGUACACAGCUUUAUUUGGCACUGACUGCUGUUUAUCAUGACACGGAUAUAUGGGGAGAAGAUGCUAACAAAUUCAAUCCCGCAAGAUUUAAAGAAUUCCGUAAGCAUUCAGCCUCGUUUAUUCCAUUUGGUUUGGGUCCUAGAAUUUGUGUUGGCCAGAAUUUAGCCAUGGUCGAGUUGAAAAUUGCUGUAGCUAUGAUUAUCAGGCAGUAUUCUUUGGCAGUGUCGCCAACAUAUGUUCAUGCCCCAAUGCUGUUCAUCACCCUGCAGCCCCAAUAUGGUGUACCGAUAGUCUUAACAAGGAUGCCAACUGAGUAUUAGCUCGAUAUGACGGCUUUGUUGUCAAAAACUCUUAAGAGCUCCUCAUCCAUGUAAAAUAUUUGUAUCAGUAUCUGAGCUGGAACGAACAAAAUUUGCUUGUUAACCUUAUAUAUGUAUAAAAGAUGUAUUUUUCCAGUAGUUUUUUUUUAAUCAUAUUUAGAACUUUAACAGAUCAUAGAUACAUCCUUAAGCAUGAAGAAGACCCUUGUUAGUUGUUACUCGUACAUAAAACAAACAAAGGCUAGAGAGAAUUUGAAUUC
Durio zibethinus is the source of this 1996-nucleotide messenger RNA. Its product is annotated as cytochrome P450 734A1. Lineage: Eukaryota; Viridiplantae; Streptophyta; Magnoliopsida; Malvales; Malvaceae. Gene Ontology annotation, molecular function: monooxygenase activity; iron ion binding; heme binding. The record is from RefSeq and is a predicted model, not a curated record.